Molecule: messenger RNA, 648 nt
Organism: Camelina sativa (false flax)
Lineage: Eukaryota; Viridiplantae; Streptophyta; Magnoliopsida; Brassicales; Brassicaceae
Source: RefSeq, a predicted model, not a curated record
AUGGGCAUAAUUAAAAAUAAAAAUAAAAUCAGCGCGUGUGUUUUUGUCUCCGCCUCUCUCUGUUUUAUCUCUGACUCUUUGCCCCAACGCAGCCAUCUCCGUCGCAAAAAACAGCGGCAAACCUCCGAUCCGGAUUCGGCUCAAGUUUACAUCGACAAACAAAUUUGUGAAAGUGAGAGAGGCAGUCGUGAGAAUCGCGGAUCCAACACGAAAGCUCGGAGGAUUCGUGGUGGCAAUUUCUGUUUACAGGUUAAUAAUUCAGUGACUAUGGAAUUUAGCGACCAAUCUCUUCAAGAUUCUUCUCAAGUACAGGCCAGAGGACAAAGCUGCAAAAAAGGAUCGCAUUUCGAAGAAGGCUCCAGCUGAGACCGAAGGAAAGCCUUCUGGAUCCAAGAAGCCCGUUGUUGUCAAGUAUGGACUCAACCACGUAACUUACCUCAUCGAGCAGAACAAAGCACAGCUUGUGUGAUAUUUCUGAUAUAAAUAUGGUUUUUUUUUUUUUCUGAUAUAAAUAUGGUUAAGAGAGAUGGUCUUAGGCAGGACAAAAAACCAUGGUUAUCUAAAGCCAUGGGAUAUAUUUUAAGUAACUUCAGUCUUCGUCAGGACUUUUGUAGUUUCGGUUAACUAAAUCACUGUGUGUUUGCUUUA